Drosophila albomicans is the source of this 547-nucleotide messenger RNA. RefSeq names its product C-type lectin 37Db. NCBI's taxonomy places the organism in Eukaryota, Metazoa, Arthropoda, Insecta, Diptera, Drosophilidae. The record is from RefSeq and is a predicted model, not a curated record. Bases 35 to 511 code for a protein of 158 amino acids. Gene Ontology annotation, molecular function: signaling receptor activity. The transcript has 2 exons.
CCUUGCAAGCAGACCCCCAAGUAAAAUUGACAUAAUGUUAAAAUAUUUAAUAUUACUGUUGUUUUGGAUGUCAGACAUUGAAGCUUCGCCUCUAGGAAGACAAGAAUUAGCUAAUAACAUAAGGUAUAUUCAAAUUGGAUCAAAGUUCUACUACAAUGAAGACGCAUUGCGAAUCAAUUGGUUUGGGGCGAGCAAUAUCUGUCGCCAGCUUGGAGGAUUCCUUGUGAAUCUGGAAAGUGAAGAAGAACUCAAGCUGCUGAGCCCUCAUCUGCAUCCCUCUCUAAGCUACUGGACAUCCUUUAACGAUCUGGCCGUACCUGGUAUAUUCGCAUCGAGCACCAGUGGUCGGAAUGCCAGAUACUUGAACUGGUCUGCUGGACAGCCGGAUAAUACUGGAGGUGUCGAGCAUUGCGUUGAACUCUGGAGAUCGUCGACGUCAUUCCAAAUGAACGAUGUCCAAUGCGAGACAAUCUUACACUUUAUUUGUGAGUUUGAAGCAGACUCGGGUUAAUCGAUUACGGAUUAGUAGAAAGUACUUACACCCCGG